Messenger RNA from Anthostomella pinea, 1101 nucleotides. Lineage: Eukaryota; Fungi; Ascomycota; Sordariomycetes; Xylariales; Xylariaceae. The record is from the annotation of a GenBank genome assembly.
AUGUCCAAGACAACUCUAGCAAUCAUCGCAGCGGCCAGCGCAGGAGCCGGAGCCGCCGUUACUGCCACAAUGUAUUCGCUGCGACCGCAAACCGAGCGCAAGCUCGAAGCACCCACCAUGCCAACCAAGACCAUAUCUACAACCACCACAACUGUAUCCUCCUCCAGUGGCGCGACCGCGCCCGUACCCAUUCCCUCAAAACAGAUCUUCACGCCCCCGAACCAACAGCCGGGCCUUUCGACCUCCGCGCCCGCUGCGCCCGGGCUCGCCCCCGUCGACCCGGCCGGGCUCUUCGAGUAUGGCUUCCCAGGCCCCGUUUCCGACAUCGCGACGCGCGCAGCUCUCAUCUCGUCCUUCGACCGACGCCUGCGCAACCCGCACUGGGUAGCCGAGCACAUCACACCAGCAUCCCUCGCGCAGCGCGACGGCGACCGCAAGCACAGCGUCUUCGCCGAAGACCCGGCCGUGCCGCCGCAGUUCCGCGCGACGCUCAAGGACUACUUCCGGUCGGGGUACGACCGGGGCCACCAGGUGCCGGCGGCGGACGCGCGGUGGUCGCAGGGCGCCAUGGACGACACCUUCUACCUGACCAACAUGUGCCCGCAGGUGGGCGAGGGCUUCAACCGCGACUACUGGGCGCACUUCGAGGACUUCUGCCGCCGCCUGACGGGCCGCUACCCCAGCGUGCGCAUCGUCACGGGGCCGCUGUACCUGCCGCGCCGCGACCCGGCCGAUGGCAAGUGGUACGUCCGCUACGAGGUCAUCGGCAGCCCGCCCAGCGUCGCCGUGCCCACCCACUUCUACAAGGUCAUCUUUGCCGAGGACGGUGCCGUGGGCGGCCACGUCGCCGUCGGCGCCUUUGUGCUGCCCAACGCGCACAUUCCCAACUCAAAGCCCCUGACCGACUUCGAGGUCCCCGUCGAGGCCGUCGAGAGGGCCAGCGGUUUGGAAUUCGCGACCAAGCUGCCGCCGCAGCGGAGGCGCAGGCUUUGCGCCGACCACACGUGCGCGCUGAUCAUCAAGGAUUACGCUAAUCGGCAACAGGCGUUUGCGAAGAAGCCUAGUCCGGCGGCGCUUGCUAAGGGGGGUGGGCAGUCAUAA